CUUCCCUCGGUGGCAGAAUUAAAGUACCAGUGUCCUGUUGCUGCCGUGCCCUUGUCUGAGCUUUCUGCUUGACUUUUUUUCUCUGCUCAGCUCUCCUCUUUGCUCCGGCAAAUCACCUCAGUUGUUUAUUUAAGUGUGACGUAUUUAUCAAGCCAGAGCCAACAGAUGAGCUGCCAUCCCAAAUUCCACACAAAAUCACUCAGGUACAGCACCAACCAUGGAGAAUGACCAGCCUCCCACCUCAACUGGGCAGGACAUCCAGGGGCAGAGAGGGGAUAAAUCUGCCCCUGGCUCUCAGGCCCCUGAUCCAGCACCCAUGGAGCAACCAAAUGCCUGCCCUGAAGCAGCUGUGUGUGAUAUCUCAGAGGAGCUGAGCCGGCAGCUGGAGGACAUUAUUAAAACCUAUGGGUCUGCUGUGAGCCUAAUGGAGAAGGAAAGUGCCACUACAGGAACUGACAGGCCUGAGAAGGGAGAGCCAGGCAGCAUGGAGGAUGCAGAGUAUGAAGAUGUAAAUGAGGAGAGUGAGAAAGAGAAGCUGGCUCCUGGGGAUGCUUCCAGAGCAAAAGAAGCCAGUGGCAGCAAGGAGCAAAAGCUAGAGAAGAAAAUCCUGAAAGGACUAGGGAAGGAAGCCACCUUACUGAUGCAAAGCUUGAACAAGCUGAAUACUCCAGAGGAGAAGCUGGACCUGUUAUUUAAGAAGUAUGCUGAGCUGCUUGAAGAACAUCGUGCUGAGCAAAAAAAGCUCAAGUACCUGCAGAAGAGGCAGGCCCAGAUCACCAAGGAGAAGGACCAUCUACAGAGUGAGCACAGCCGAGCCAUCCUCGCCCGCAGCAAGCUUGAGAGCCUGUGCCGGGAGCUCCAGAGGCACAACAAAAACCUCAAGGAAGAAACAAUUCAGCGGGCACGGGAGGAAGAUGAGAAGAGGAAAGAAAUAACUAAUCAUUUUCAAGGCACACUGAGUGAAAUCCAAGCACAGAUCGAGCAGCAAAGUGAGAGGAACAUGAAGCUCUGCCAGGAGAACACAGAGCUUGCAGAGAAGCUGAAAAGCAUCAUCGACCAGUAUGAGCUGCGGGAAGAGCACCUUGAUAAAAUAUUUAAGCACAGAGAACUUCAACAGAAACUGGUGGAUGCCAAGUUGGAGCAGUCUCAGGAAAUGAUGAAGGAAGCCGAGGAGCGACAUCAGAAAGAAAAGGAAUAUCUCCUGAAUCAAGCUGCAGAAUGGAAGCUCCAGGCCAAAAUGUUAAAGGAGCAAGAGACUGUCCUGCAGGCACAGAUCACUCUCUACUCUGAAAGGUUUGAAGAAUUUCAGAAAACAUUGACCAAAAGCAAUGAAGUGUUUGCCACAUUCAAACAGGAGAUGGAGAAAAUGACAAAGAAAAUGAAGAAGUUGGAAAAGGAUACUGCUACAUGGAAAUCCAGGUUUGAGAACUGUAACAGAGCAUUACUGGACAUGAUUGAAGAGAAAGCCAUGAGGACCAAGGAAUAUGAAUGCUUCGUGCUAAAAAUCCAGAGGCUAGAGAACCUUUGCAGGGCUCUGCAGGAAGAGAGGAACGAAUUGUACAAAAAAAUAAAGCAAGCACAGUUCCCUGAAGAAGUGAAUGGAAAUGACAUCUUAGAAGAAGAUGAUGAUGCUGAUAGAAGCCCUUCCUCUUCUGAGCAGGCAAGCAUUGAGCUGCACGAUAAUGAUGAGAGGAUGCUGAAGGAGCUGGCUGAAGCCUUUAGGGUGUCCCAUAAGGCAGAGGGGUCCAUCCCAAGCAACAGCAGCAAUCCAGAGGCCAGUGAUCCUCAGACAUGUAAUGCCAUCCUGGUGCCAGAGCUCCCCUCUCCUCUAACCCCACAGUCGGAGGCUGAGAAUCCCUGUGAGCAGCCCAGUAUGAGCACAUCAGCGCCCACUGAACACAUGCCAGCAUCCCCUGGAAGCACACCAGCACCCACUGAAAAUACUACAACACCCACCGACAACAUGACAAAGCCCACCAAAAGCAUGCUUGUGCUUCCAGAAAGAGUGCCAGUACCCACAGAAAGUGCACCAAUACCGCCCAAGAGUGUGCCAGUACCCACUGCGAACAUGCCAGAACCCACUGAAAGCAUGCCAACAACCCCCAAAAACCUGCCAAUACCAGCACAAAACAUGCCUGUUCCCCUUGAGAAUAUGCCAGCACCCACAAUAAGUCCACCAAAAGCUGCAGAGUGUGUGGAUGACCCAGCAGAGCAGUCUGUCCAAGGUCAGUCCUCAGAGGAAAUGGGUGACACAGACAUGGAAGCAGUGGAUUGAAGAUGCUGGUGUGUCCAACCUUGUCCUCUAAAAACCACAACUCUACUUUGUCCUCUAAAUUGAUACCUUUCUUUUUUUAAAGAAACAAAAAGUGGGUGCUAAAACGCACUCACAUAUCUGUAGCAAAUGUAAUGCAAUUCUCCUUGCUACCACUAUCCAGUAAUAAUGGGUCUGCAAAUUUUGCUGUCUUUCAUCUCCUUGAAGCAUAUUUUCUUAAUGACAGGAAAAUACAAUGAAAUUACAGGAUCUUUUUUCCCAGGCAUGAUGAGUCAUCUAAUUCAGCAAAACAAUUUUAAAGUGUUGAAGUUUCAUGUUUCAAAAAUCCUUGCUAUUCACAUACAUAUAUUUAAAGACUCAUCAUUAAUUAUAUCUGUUACGAGGUUGUGUAAAAUAUGGCCUACUUGGACACAUAGUGAUUUUCAUAAAUGAGGUGAAAGGAAUCUGUAGUUACAAAGUAAAAUAGUGAAACCAUCAAUGUGGUCAGCCGUAUCCAAGGAAAGAUGCAAUAGCAAAAGGUGAAUUUUUGUAUGAGCAAGCUACUACUCAGCACUGUGGCCUGAACACCCACAAGCCCUUAGCCUUACCUUGAAUCACUGUUUUCUGCUUAGUGUUCUAAAAGAGGUUUUGUUUUCAGCAGAACUGCAGGGGAGGGGAGAAGAUCUUUUCUAGAUUCCUCAUAAAAUGGCUGAAAACAACAGCAACUUAUAAAUUGAUCACAAUUCCCAAGGUAGGGGUCUCAACCCCCUUUCUGUAUCCAACAGAAACCUGCUAGUUUGUCAAGCUGUUUGGGAUCAUGAACCAAAGAGAGGGGUUUAUGAGUAUUUCCAGCUCACAGAUGGGGUCAAAAGUUCAGCAGUUGGUUGCCAGAUCCCAGCUUCUAGAUGAGGAACACAUUGGAGAUACACUAGAAGGUACCAGGACAUACUCCAGAAGAUACCCCUAAGAUCAUGCUUCUGAAUGGUGUCAUCUCUCCCAGUCACAGCCACAUGACCCUCUUCACAACAACUUCCUCCUGCUGCUUCUGACUGUGCUGAUGCCCCCAGAAGGCUGCGCACACUCACCUGUCACCCUGUUCGCUGUAGUGAAACACAAGUAAAUAGCCCAGAAGCAAAAAUAAAAGGUACCAGGAAUGCAAGAAUCUGUCUCACAGACACCUUCAGGAGCAGGCUAUUUUCAUCCCCUCUCUUGUCUAGCCAGAUCUUCCUGUCUGCCUGCCAACACAUCCAUCAUAAUACAGCCACCUUGUCAGAAACUGGUUCAUUCUGGCACCAAGAACAAAGAUGAAAAAAAAAGGGGACAAGAGAGGGUACCUACCCAGAGAGCUAUAUGGUCACAAGCAAGGACAGUAAGAAGACUUUCUGGAAGAUUAAAAAAAUCCUGUUGGCAUAUUUCUUGUUUCUCAUCUCCUUCCUCCGGAUCCAGUCUAGGCCUUUUGGAAUCUGAGCUGGAUAGCUUAGAAAUUUGAAAAGAGCAUUUAAACAAGAUGUCCAGAGUCUGGAAAGGGAAAUGUUACAAUCAAACAAACCCAUGUUUAUAGAUAUAUACCACAAAGCCCCAGAAGACAAAGCAACUCAUUCAAGCUGAAAUUGAAAUACAGGUAAACCAAGAGAAAAGAUGCCAUCUUUGGCAGCCCAUGGGAGACUGCGGUCACAGAGACCUUCCAGCCCACCAUCCUCCAAAAGCACAGUUUGAAUGUUUGCUUACUGCCAACAUGGCCCACACCCUGGUUAAGUACGUCUGUGUCUGUGUUCGCACUGCUUGGCCGAGCCUUUUUGAGAGCUAACUGUUGGAGUAUACAGUGUGAUUUGCAGCAGUUUGUUUUGAUACUGCCUUACAAACAGCUAUGACUACAGUUUUCAAAUGUGGAUGCCUUAUGUUAGAUAUCAAGACUGACAGGAUUUAUUUCAUGUCUUUAAUCACCUGAAAGUAGAUAAUUCAAGUCUUAGUUACCUUAAGCUUCUUUUAUAAGCAGUAGAGAAGAAUAGGCAUCUUUCAAGGACAGGUCAUCUCAUGGUAAAACUGGCAUCCAAAACAAGAAAUUAUUUUCCCUCUGAAGAUGCCUUUUCUCUUUGCUUGUUCUACAGCAUGCCUAAGACAACUAGCUUAAAUUUAAAAUGUCCAUUAUUAGGUGUCUAAACCAGGCCAUGAAUUCCACCAAAUGUUCAGAUUCAAAGCCCUCAGUGAAUGGUCAUCUCUGAAAGCCAAGCCAGCUAUGUGUUUGUGAAAAAGUUAGCCUGUAACAAAUCCUUAUCCUAAGAUUAAAAGUUAUACUCACCUGAUACACUUUUUAAAGUUUCCACUGACUUAAGACUGUAGAAAUAUAGUUUCCAUUACAAGUUUUGAUUGUUGUUAGGGUGACUUUUAAAACUAACAUAAUUUAUAUAUGCGUUAAUGGCUUUUUUCCUUUCUUAGUCUUGUUUGAUUCUUUUGCCAUUCUAUUAAUUACCUGCAGGAAGCCAACUUCUUUUUCUUCAAGUCGGCCCUUAGAGUGCCUUUAGUUGUUUAAGUUUUCUUAUACAUUCAAAUAUUCAAUUACAUAAUAAUAAUGAUCAACAUGGCCUUGCAACUUUAACUUGCUUCCAUUUUGUGCAGUCAUUAUGGUUGCAUCUUUAAUUGUAUAAUUGUUGCCUCA
Messenger RNA from Neopsephotus bourkii (Bourke's parrot), 4907 nucleotides. It is a transcript of the gene TXLNB, whose product is annotated as taxilin beta. The record is from RefSeq and is a predicted model, not a curated record. Lineage: Eukaryota; Metazoa; Chordata; Aves; Psittaciformes; Psittacidae. The transcript is spliced from 11 exons. Gene Ontology annotation, molecular function: syntaxin binding. Bases 218 to 2275 code for a protein of 685 amino acids.